AUUUUCUUUAUUUCAAUGCUUUCUGGCAACACUGCCUUGCACAUCACCGGAGUUUGUUAUUGUUUACCAACCGUGCUGCACCAUCUUUACAUAACUGUCAAACGCCGAACAUGCUGCGAUCAAAUCACCGGCUUCCACUAAUUUUACAACGAUUUCGUCAUGCAAAAACUCAUUGGUCUGAGCUGAAAAAGAAACAGUUUCCCAAAGACCGGGCGCUAGAAAACUUUGACGAUUUCUACGGUUCCGUGUUCGGUACGCGAUGGAAAAGCAUACGGAUUGCGCUCCAGUGCGAACACAAGUACGUUGCGCUGGUGAACCAGUUCGGAGACACGGAAGAAACGAUCCAGCAGCUACAGUCGGACGGUGCCAUCAGUUUGCGUGAUAUUUAUCUUGCACGGAAAAAGGACUUGGCGGAUGGCGGAGAUGGAACUCGGGAACCGCUUGACGGUGGCAAAGUGUUCCAGGUGGAGGAACGUGUAGCAGCAUUCCGGGACACCCGAAAGCAAUCGGAAAGGGAUCAUCUUUAUCGUGCCGAUCCUACAGCUGCCCUGUCGAACAUCGAUGGCGCUCAAUCUCCUUCUGUUGGGCAGCCAGUUGAGCAGAAUGUGGUGGAUUACAAAAAAUCGCUCGAUAAAAGCUUGAAGGAUGAUUCGGAACUAGACUACCAACGGUUGGUUGACCCAGCCGUCGGGACAGCGGCAGCAUUGCACGAGUUUGUUCCAGCGUCGAAGCUGAAGGGCAUGGAAGAUUACGUAUUCGAAUCGGACCAUUACAAAUACUACAGUAACAGCACCGACUUUCCACUUAAAAUUGAAAUGGAAGAAUCUUUCGGCAUUCCCGAACAGUUGCACCUGUACACGUACGAACGGGCGAACGUUUCGACCUUCCGAAGUCCUCGCAAAUGUACCACCGGAGUGUUAUCUCAUUUCCUCUUCGAUGGUGCAUCCUGCUUACCGCCCCUAGUGCUCGAUGUUCAACCGGGUGACCGGGUGCUGGAUGCAUGUGCUGCCCCGGGUGGUAAAUCGUUGCUGCUACUGCAAACCCUUCUACCCGGUACGAUGGUAAUGAACGAUUCGCACGAAAGUCGCUGCAAUCGAAUUCGGCAGCUAAUGCGCCAGUAUUUGUAUGAUUUCGAUGAAAAGUGGAAAAAGAAACGUUGCUUCAUCACGCAGGGUGAUGCACGCAACCUGCAAGAGUAUUCGAUGUACGAUCGGGUACUGGUGGACGUUCCGUGCACCAAUGAUCGCCACUCGGUGAUGGAGAACGACAAUAAUAUGUUCAAACCGUCACGAGUUAAAGAGCGUUUGCGGAUACCUGAGGUGCAGGCGAGCAUAUUGAGCAAUUGUUUGAAAUUGUUGCGGCCCGGAGGUACUUUGGUGUACUCUACGUGCAGCUUAAGUCCGGUACAGAACGACGGUGUCGUACAUAUGGCGCUAAGCAACGUUUUUAGUGACGCAGGAUUGACGGUAACAAUCAAGGACCUGAGUCUUACGAUGCAACCACUGAAGGAUAUCUUCAAAUUCGCCAACCCUGCAACACUUAAGUACGGUCAGCUAGUGCUCCCCUUCCUACCGGCCAACUUUGGACCGAUGUACAUCUGCAAAAUGGUUCGGAAUGAGUAGCGUGAUGUUGUAUGCGAACGAAAAACGAAUUUAUUCGCUAACUUCUAUAGUAAAUGAAGAUUUAUGUUUUAA
Anopheles stephensi (Asian malaria mosquito) is the source of this 1694-nucleotide messenger RNA. RefSeq names its product 5-methylcytosine rRNA methyltransferase NSUN4. The transcript is spliced from 3 exons. Gene Ontology annotation, cellular component: mitochondrial large ribosomal subunit. Gene Ontology annotation, biological process: rRNA methylation. Gene Ontology annotation, molecular function: methyltransferase activity. The record is from RefSeq and is a predicted model, not a curated record. Bases 111 to 1622 code for a protein of 503 amino acids. NCBI's taxonomy places the organism in Eukaryota, Metazoa, Arthropoda, Insecta, Diptera, Culicidae.